GGAUAGAGCGAGAGAGGAAGGGAGGAGGGAUAGAGAGAGAGCGAGGGAGUGAGGGUAGAUGCUGUCAGGCUGAGUUGAGCUCCCAUUCCCUGCUCGCCCACCAUGGCUCUGCUGGCUUUGGCUUUGCCCGCUGUUGACCUCACGACUGCCCUGUUGCUCUGCUCUCUGGUUAUGGUUCUUCUCCUCUUCCUGGCGUCCGGGCGUAAAACUGACCCCCGCUUCCCCGCUGGCCCGGCAGGCCUGCCCAUCAUCGGCAACCUGCACCAGGUCAAACUGAGCCGUCUCCACGAAUCCUUGAUGCAGUUGUCGGAGAAACAUGGCUGUAUAUUUUCCCUGCGGUUGGGUCAGCAGGACACGGUGGUGCUGACGGGUUACGAGGUGGUGAAGGACGCACUGGUCAACCAUGCCGAGGAAUUUAUGGGACGUCCGCAUGACCACGUCAACAGCAUCCACAGGAAAAACCACGGUGUUAUUCUGGCUGACGGCGAAUCCUGGAAACAGAUGCGACGAUUUACAUUAUCAACCCUCCGGGAUUUCGGGAUGGGGAAGAAAUCUGUCGAAGAUAAAAUCAUAGAGGAAGCGUCUCACUUAAGUGACGUGUUCCAGUCUUAUAAAGGUCAGCCCUUUGAAACCACGAUUCUGACAAAUGGUGCUGUGGCCAAUGUCAUCUGCUCUAUCCUACUGGGCAACAGGUUUAAUUAUGAUGAUCAGACGUUUGUCAAUCUUAUACGGAUCAUCAAUGAAAACAUUAGGCUGGCAAUCAGUCCAACAGUGCAGCUGAUCAAUUUCGUGUUUCCGUUCCUGGAUUUUCUGCCGGGCAAACAUAAGACCUUUCUGUCCAAUGCCACGAUCGUCCGAACCUUCUUGAGGAAAAUACUGAAGGAGAACAGACAGGAUCUGAAUAUAGAUUCCGUUCGCAGUUUCAUUCAAGCCUUCAUGGUCAAGCAACAGGAAGAAUCGGGAAACCCAAAGACCUAUUUUCAUGAGGAGAAUCUGGUGAUCACAACAAACGAUCUGUUUGUCGCUGGAAUGGAGACGACCUCAACCACACUCCGGUGGGCUAUUCUGCUGAUGAUGAAAUUCCCCGACUUUCAACAGAAAGUCCAUGAGGAAAUCGAUCAAGUGAUUGGGACAGACCGUCACCCGAGGCUGGAAGACCGUAAAGCAAUGCCUUUCACAGACGCCGUCAUACAUGAAACGCAGAGAUUUGGAAACAUUGUCCCAUUGAACCUUCCCCACGCCACAACUGCCGACACAAACUUCCGAGGAUAUUUUAUACCUAAGGGCACCCGUGUGAUCCCGUUACUGACCUCAGUGCUGUAUGACAAAACACAGUGGGAAAAACCCAAUGAAUUCAACCCCUCCCACUUCCUCGACGUCGAGGGCAAGUUCAGGAAGAGAGAUGCUUUCAUGCCUUUCUCUGCAGGGCGAAGGGCCUGCGCAGGCGAGAGUCUGGCUAAAGCUGAACUCUUUCUCUUCUUCUCGACGCUGAUGCAGAGAUUCCGAUUCCAGCCUCCGCCCGGAGUGACCGACCUUCCCCUCACGGCCAUUGUCGGAAUCACAUCAUCCCCGACACCUUACAAGCUCUGCGCUGUGCUCCGUUCUCCCAUUCCCUGCUCGCCCACCAUGGCUCUGCUGGCUUUGGCUUUGCCCGCUGUUGACCUCACGACUGCCCUGUUGCUCUGCUCUCUGGUUAUGGUUCUUCUCCUCUUCCUGGCGUCCGGGCGUAAAACUGACCCCCGCUUCCCCGCUGGCCCGGCAGGCCUGCCCAUCAUCGGCAACCUGCACCAGGUCAAACUGAGCCGUCUCCACGAAUCCUUGAUGCAGUUGUCGGAGAAACAUGGCUGUAUAUUUUCCCUGCGGUUGGGUCAGCAGGACACGGUGGUGCUGACGGGUUACGAGGUGGUGAAGGACGCACUGGUCAACCAUGCCGAGGAAUUUAUGGGACGUCCGCAUGACCACGUCAACAGCAUCCACAGGAAAAACCACGGUGUUAUUCUGGCUGACGGCGAAUCCUGGAAGCAGAUGCGACGAUUUACAUUAUCAACCCUCCGGGAUUUCGGGAUGGGGAAGAAAUCUGUCGAAGAUAAAAUCAUAGAGGAAGCGUCUCACUUAAGUGACGUGUUCCAGUCUUAUAAAGGUCAGCCCUUUGAAACCACGAUUCUGACAAAUGGUGCUGUGGCCAAUGUCAUCUGCUCUAUCCUACUGGGCAACAGGUUUAAUUAUGAUGAUCAGACGUUUGUCAAUCUUAUACGGAUCAUCAAUGAAAACAUUAGGCUGGCAAUCAGUCCAACAGUGCAGCUGAUCAAUUUCGUGUUUCCGUUCCUGGAUUUUCUGCCGGGCAAACAUAAGACCUUUCUGUCCAAUGCCACGAUCGUCCGAACCUUCUUGAGGAAAAUACUGAAGGAGAACAGACAGGAUCUGAAUAUAGAUUCCGUUCGCAGUUUCAUUCAAGCCUUCAUGGUCAAGCAACAGGAAGAAUCGGGAAACCCAAAGACCUAUUUUCAUGAGGAGAAUCUGGUGAUCACAACAAACGAUCUGUUUGUCGCUGGAAUGGAGACGACCUCAACCACACUCCGGUGGGCUAUUCUGCUGAUGAUGAAAUUCCCCGACUUUCAACAGAAAGUCCAUGAGGAAAUCGAUCAAGUGAUUGGGACAGACCGUCACCCGAGGCUGGAAGACCGUAAAGCAAUGCCUUUCACAGACGCCGUCAUACAUGAAACGCAGAGAUUUGGAAACAUUGUCCCAUUGAACCUUCCCCACGCCACAACUGCCGACACAAACUUCCGAGGAUAUUUUAUACCUAAGGGCACCCGUGUGAUCCCGUUACUGACCUCAGUGCUGUAUGACAAAACACAGUGGGAAAAACCCAAUGAAUUCAACCCCUCCCACUUCCUCGACGUCGAGGGCAAGUUCAGGAAGAGAGAUGCUUUCAUGCCUUUCUCUGCAGGGCGAAGGGCCUGCGCAGGCGAGAGUCUGGCUAAAGCUGAACUCUUUCUCUUCUUCUCGACGCUGAUGCAGAGAUUCCGAUUCCAGCCUCCGCCCGGAGUGACCGACCUUCCCCUCACGGCCAUUGUCGGAAUCACAUCAUCCCCGACACCUUACAAGCUCUGCGCUGUGCUCCGUUAGGAGUUGAGACAAACAACAACCAGAACUGUAUCCCCCUUCACGUGCGAGUGGCGUCUCGGAGACCAAACACACACACAGGGACAAUUAAUAAUAACAAUAGAAAUCCGUGUAUCUGAUACAACAAUAAUAAUAAGCCUUACAUUUGGUACAGAGUCUUGUCACAUCCUUGAAACGUCUCAAAGUGCUUCACAGGAAAUAAUGUAAAGUGUAGUGACUGUGUAAUUUGUACUUUGUUCUGAUUUGAACUAAUUUUUUGUUGAACGGACAACUUAAUAAAUGACACAUUUGGUAAAAGCUCA
Messenger RNA from Callorhinchus milii (elephant shark), 3428 nucleotides. RefSeq lists its product as uncharacterized. The record is from RefSeq and is a predicted model, not a curated record. The transcript is spliced from 18 exons. The coding region runs from base 103 to 3129 and encodes 1008 amino acids. Gene Ontology annotation, biological process: xenobiotic metabolic process. NCBI's taxonomy places the organism in Eukaryota, Metazoa, Chordata, Chondrichthyes, Chimaeriformes, Callorhinchidae. Gene Ontology annotation, molecular function: heme binding; iron ion binding; oxidoreductase activity, acting on paired donors, with incorporation or reduction of molecular oxygen, reduced flavin or flavoprotein as one donor, and incorporation of one atom of oxygen. Gene Ontology annotation, cellular component: intracellular membrane-bounded organelle; cytoplasm.